AUGCAGUAAGAAACUAAUUUAUUUGGCGAUUAAUUGCAAAAUACACCUGGCUAUUAAUUAUUAGGGUCAAAUCUUAGUUCAUUUUAUGAUCCUUAAUUAAAAAUAUCAGGUUGCAUAUUAAAAAAUUCCAGUCAACAUUAAAUUAAUGAGUAUGAAAAAAUGAUUUGUAAAGAUGGUGUUAAAAUAAGAAUUUUUCUUGGAAAUACUGGAAGCGGUAAAAGUAGCACAUUAAAGACAAUAACUAAUUAAGAUGAAAUUUUAGUGAGCGACGGGAGAGAUUCAUGCACGUAAAAAUGCAAUAUUUACAUAAAAGAUGGAAUUAAGCACAUUGACACCCCUGGCAUUAAUGAUACAAAUAGGAUUAGAGAAGAAAUAAUAUUUGAAAUUGUUAAAUUCCUGUUUACUGAAAAAAUCAAAAUAUAAUAAUUAUUUUUCGUUUAUGUAUCAAAUAAAUAGCUUUAGACUUAACAAAAAGAUAUCAAUGAGUUAGUCUACACUUACUUCUUAUAUGAAUUAUUUGGAGAUUUGAUUAGCGAUCCAAUCACUCUAAAGAGACUUAUUGCUGAAUUCUAGAAUAGCGAUAACUUCUUGAAGUGGGUUUAGUGCAAAUACCAUACUGGUCAAGAUAAAUACAGUGACUUUAGAAUUCAAAUUUACAAAGAAAAAGAUAAAGCAUUAAAUUAUAUUCAAUAUGCCAAUAGUUAUCAUAUUUUUGUUUAUACUCAUUUUGAUAGAUAGCCAAAUAUAACUUUUAAAAAACGCAACGAAUACAUGCUAGAUUCUCUCAGAAAGUAAAUUUGGUCAAACAUUACAGAUUCUGAACUGAGUAAACUCUAAAAAUAUGCAGAUGAUAUCCAAUAACAAGAAAAAAGUUUAAAUGAAAAAAUUCUUAGAAUUGUAGAACUUGCCUAAAGCUGUUUUUUAUAUGAUAAUAAAUAAAAUGUACAAAAUAUUAUUCUUAUAGGCGAAUCUUAAGUCGGUAAAUCUUCUUUGAUAGAAUAACUAACCAAAUAUAAAGGACUUGUAGGGGAUUCUAUCAAUUCUAAAUCUAGAUUUUGCGAAAUAUUCCCAGUUAUAUAUAAUAAUGUCAGAUACAACUUUAUUGAUACUCCAGGAUAUGGAGGAACUGAGAACAGAAGCAGCUACUUAGAUAAUUUUAAAUAAAUAGCUGACUUUCUUAGAAGGAAUAAAAUAUUAGAAUUCAAAAUUUUAUUUGUUAGAAAUGCAGAAAUAUAAUAUAGAGAUAACACUGAUUAAAUUGUAAAACAAUUUCUUCUUUUUAUUUCAGAGCUAUUUGACUAGGAAGUUACUUUAGUAGACUCAGAUAUGCUAGAUGACAUCCUUACAUAAGGCUUUAAUAAUGAUAUAAGCCAAAAAAAUAUUAGAUAUGUCAAGAGUAAAAUGAUUUAAGUUGAGAGAUUGACAGAUAAUGAUCGAAGAGGCGGUAUCUAUUUCAAUAAUUUUGAAUUAAAGAGCGUUGAAUUUAAGUGCAACUAUAUGCAUGAGGGAGAACUCUAAAAAAUAGAUGAGUAAGAAGAUUAGCUACAAAUAUAGACAUUAUUCAAGGCUAUCAAUUCUAUUGAUAGCUUUUCAGUAGAAGACAAAAUUUAGUUGAAAAUAACAAAAUUUUAAGAUUUCUAAAUAAUUACAGAUCCAAAUGAAUAUAAGAAAUAAUACUAAAGGAUAUUUAUUUUAUAUCGUGAGCUCGACAAUAUAACUGCAUAAAUUAAUGAACCUUAAAUUCCAUCAUAAGAAUCAUAAGAUCAAAUAGCAUAAAAGAUAGGCAUUUAAAAGGAAUUAGAUGCUUUACACUUUGGAUUGAUUACUAAUUUUAAUAAAAUAGAUGAAGUUUAAAGUGUUUUAUAACUGCUUUUUAAUGAAAACUUUAAUAUAUUAGACAAAGACUAAAGAGAGAGAGUCAUACAAUAAUAAAAUAAAUUAAAAAACAACAUUUAAAGACAUUUUUUAAUAUUGUAUUAAUGGAAUUCUUACUAAUUCGAAAAAGAACCAUCAAGCGAAAAAAUUUUACUCUCAAGAAAACAGCUUCACUUUUGGAAUUUAGUUUAUCAUCUUUAACCAGUUAUUGAUAUCUAAAAACACAGGUAGACUUUGGAAGAUCUAGCCAAAUUAAAAGUGAUCAAAGAGAUUACUGCUUAUUAGACAAUUUAAAAUGGGAUAAUUGAUGCUUUUCAAUACGAAGACUAAGAAAAAAUAAAUUUUACCAUUUAGCAAUUUUUUGAAGCCAUGGAUAAAAUUAUUGGAGUUGGAGGAGAAGGAAUUAGAAAUAUGACAUACUUCAGUUAUAAUGCUAAGCUAUUAAUAACUUCUUUCAAAGCAAUAAAAGAGGUCAAUAGAAUUUUACUUGCUUUAAAUGUAGUUGCAUCACUUGCUAGUAUUGGAUUUGACUUUUCUUCUUAUUAAAAGAGAUAUAUUUGCUCUUAAUAGAUGCAGCUAAAUACAGUUUCUAAUGUUUUAAGUGGAUUUCUUGGUAUUGCUGCUUUUUUAAUCCCAGGAAUAGGAUGGAUUGUUGGUGGAAUAGCAGCAGCAAUAGGAUUAAUAGGAAACUUAUUUUCUCAAUUGAGCUUUACAGACAAAUAAUAGUUUGAUAAAACUAUUGGAUUAUUCUUUAAAGAUUUUCUAAACGAAAAGAAAAUUAGUUUAUUGUAUUUUUAAAAGGCAGAUUUGCUAAAGAAGAAAAACUGUGUUGAAUUAUAUUCUCAACCAUAGUGCAGCAAGGCUUACGAAUGGUUUAGAGAACUAGAAAAAGACAAUUUUACAAGCAACAAACAGAUUUUAUCAAAUAUUCAUAAAGGGACAUAGUCUGACAAAUAACUUAAGGAUGAAAUUUCUUAAUAUAUUUUUAAAGAAAAUAUUAUUAAUAAAUUGUUCUUUUAAUUUGAUGAGGUUAAAUCUGACUAAAUUUAAACUUAAAUUUCAGAAAUUAAGCAAUGUAUCCUCAUUAAUGAUUAAAUUAUUUAAACCUUUUUUAAUCGCUUCAAAGUAGAGGAUUAAAAAAUAUAUGAGAAAAUAUAUUCUAAACUCGAUUAUAAAAAAGAAGUUGAAAUAAUUUUGAAAUCAGAAAAUCCUACAGAAAAAUAAUUAGAUCACUUCAAUAAUUGCAUGAAACAGUACUCCAUUGAUCUUAAUAAUUUUGUAGAUAAAAUUAAAUAAACUAAUUAUAGUUAUGAGGAAUAUAUUGAGUUUGCUAAUGGAACGUUAAGAAAAGGUAAUAAUUUUGAAAUUUUACUCAAUAGCUAUUCUAAUUUAGCUGUAGAAAAGCAAAAAUAUUUAAGUGAAAGUGAACAAAGCUUAAUUACAGAAAUCAAGUUAUCUCAAUCAAAUUAGAAUUUGUUUGCAAUUAAAGAAGAAUUUCAAAAUAAAAAUUUUUUUAAAUUAGGCAAACCAAUCUAAGCUUUAUUAGAUUAAAUAUCCUAGUUGUGUAAUUAUGAAACUUUCAUAUCUUCAAGGUAUUUGUAAAAGUUCAAAGGCAGAGAAGAGCUUAAUCUAAGUUUCUGUUCUUAAGAAGAUAAUCUAGAAAACAACUUAGAAAAAUCUGUAGAUUUGUUAUCAUUUUUAAAAGAAAAGGUGUCUGAAGAAGAAUUUAUGUAAUGUGUUUCCAAAUCAUUUUAGUAAAUUGAUACAGCUACUUACACAAGAAUAUAAUCCUUCUAUAGAGCUUAUUAAUCUAUAUAAGCGAUAUUCAACUGA
Messenger RNA from Tetrahymena thermophila SB210, 3708 nucleotides. RefSeq names its product 50S ribosome-binding GTPase. Gene Ontology annotation, molecular function: GTP binding. Lineage: Eukaryota; Ciliophora; Oligohymenophorea; Hymenostomatida; Tetrahymenidae. The transcript has a single exon. The record is from RefSeq and is a predicted model, not a curated record.